Lecanosticta acicola is the source of this 1179-nucleotide messenger RNA. The record is from the annotation of a GenBank genome assembly. NCBI's taxonomy places the organism in Eukaryota, Fungi, Ascomycota, Dothideomycetes, Mycosphaerellales, Mycosphaerellaceae.
AUGCCUCCGAAGAAGGCGAAGAGCCAUAGCAAGCCCGCCGUAGAAGCGAAGGACACUCCUCAAGAAGCUCCAGUCACAGCAACAGAGACAGCAGAGCCACCUAAGGAUGCUGUCCAGCCUAUUGGCGAGUCUCCGAGCUCGCAUUGCCGCAUUGCUGCACCGCUGACCGCAACAGAGGGCAAAUUGGGAGAGCCGAUCUCGACCAACGGUGCUAUCGGCCACACUAACGAUGAGAGCCCAAAAAGUGACAGCAAGGACGAGAAUACAGCAGAGAAGGAUGUGUCGGAUAAGUCAUCGGAGCCUUCCUCAAAGAAACGAAAGAAUGCUGCGGGAUCAGCCAAACCCAAGAAAGAGCCCCGAGUUGGUACCCGUACUCCUUCGGCUCGUAACAGCAGGUCAUCAUCGCAGCCGUCGCAACAGCAAAUAUUGGUGUACUUGCUUUCACAGGAGGCCGAAGAGUUUGUUCGUCCCGAUGACGAGAAGGAGGAUCUCAAGAAAGACGCAAACCUCCGCACGUACACCUCCUCGCUACUGAGCCCGUUCGAAGAGCUCAUGUGCGCCGUAAUCCUCUCCCGUCCCAUUUCGCACACAUUGGGAAUGCGAACGAUCCGUACAAUCCUCAACAAACCUUACGAAUUCACCACGCCGAAGGCGCUCAAAGAUGCAGGGGAGGCGAAGAUCUUGGAGGCAAUGGACAACGCCCGUACACAACACAGAGGCAAGACCGCGAACGAACUCGCGCUCCUCGCAAGUUUGGUCGUUGACAAGUACACCUCGGACGCAGACAAAGACGGCGCCAAGCUUAAGAAGGUGUUGCUGGAUAACGACAACGACUACAACCAGGCAUUGGCAUCGUUGAAGAAGGAAGUCAAAGGUCUUGGCGCGAAUGGCGAGAAUAUCUUCUUGCGGCGUGCGCAAUGGUUUCCAGGCUGGGAUGACGCAUAUCCGUUCAUUGAUCCAAAGGCCGAGGACGCUUUGCGAAAAGUUGGUCUCCCUCGAGAUCGCGAAGGGCUGCGGAGGUUGAUCGAUCAGCACUGGGCCAAGCUGAACACCAAGAACAUGGCGGGUGACGGCGACGCGACGAAGAAGAAGAGAGCAUUCUUUGUGGUCCUGGAGAGAUGCAUCGUGGCUGAUCUCGAGCAGAGAAUCGAUGAUGUUCUUGCAGCGGCUGCCGCAUGA